AAAAAAUUACAUACUGUUCAAAAAAAAUAAUAAAAUAAAACUAAACCACAACGUUGAAGUCAAAUCUUAGUUUACUUAGUCAUCAAUUACUCUAAGGUGCAAGCCCGGGAAUCGGGGGGAAGUUGCAUUGCUACUCAUGUCUUCUUCAUCCUCUCCCAACGGAAAAGAGAAGGAAAUUUUCAUAAUCUUGCCGCUACUUUUCCAGGGAACAACUUUUUCCCGUGGUUCCUCCACUGGACCUACGAAAUUAGAAAUUUCGAUGGAAAAGGAAAAAUCUGUCCAGGCCGUAGUAGCUGCCUCUCUGAAGAAGCUCGAUUUGAACCCUAAUCAUCCAACCCCCAAAGCUCCUGCUCUCGUGGGGUCUCUGAAUUCCUCCAAUAGGUGUCUUUCUCCAAAUAGACUACGCCUCGAGAAGAUGAAGUUGAAGCCUCCUAGUUUGGUGUGCUUGUGUGUCGGAGUCGUCGGAAGGGAUUUGGAAGAUUUUAUGGAUCAAUUAGGCGAUAUUGCUGACUUCUUUCUGGGGGAUAUUAAGAUGGCGAUAGCAGCAAUUGCAAGGAGAAGAAAAUUACUUAGUGAUGAUGUUCUCAUUUCCUUAGCUGAUAGUUCCUGGGGAAUUCUUGACCUUUCCGGCUCGGAAGUUUCUGAUGCAGGCUUAUCAAGAGUGGCUGACGUGUGCAAAUUUCUGCGGGCUGUGGAUAUAAGCCGAUGCAACAAAAUUACUAAAACUGGUGUCUCUAAACUUGUACAUCACUGCCAUUUGUUGGAGACAAUUAGAUGCGGAGGGUGCCCUGCUAGUGAAUCCACUGCUCGCAGAUGCUUGGGUGUUUUCAAACCAAAGCUGAACUAUGCGGAGAGAGAUUCAUGGGAGGAACUUGAUACCAUGGAGAUUGGUCCAGAGUCAUUGCGUUGGCUUGUUUGGCCAAAUGUUGAUAAAAAUUCAUUGGAGAUACUGUCGUCUGAAUGUCCCCGUGUUACAGUAAAUCCAAAAAGACCAAAACCAUCACUCUUUGGUUUUAAGGGGACUGAAGUUCCAAGAGAGGCACUGCCUGAUAUUGCCUUGGAUGAUCCCUUGGUCAAGGACAUCGAUCCAAAAACUUGGAUUGAUUGUAGGCUUACACCAAGGACCAUAUCUCCAUCUCCUUCAAACAACACUGAGGGAGACAAACGAUCAGCACGAAAGUGCGCAAAGAACGCGAGACAACAUCAGCGCCGUGCAGAGAGGGAAUGGAUGAUGUCAAGCCCAACAGCCAAGGCAUUAGUACUGGCCUCUCAAGCACACAAGUCUCUACGUGGUCGUCGCAAACAUUUGAGAAGUCACAUACACACAUAAAAAACAACCUUUACUUUUUCCUCAUUUUCCUUUCUUUUGAUAUUCUUUAUUGUACUAGAGAUGAUGCCCCCCAAUGCAGGGUGUGUUGAUUGGUUCAUCUUAGGAUAGGCCAAAGAAGGCUCUUUAAUGGAAAUUUUUCUAAUUUUGAUGUUCUUUAUUGAACUAGAGAUGACGCCAUGCGUUGCAGGGUGU
Molecule: messenger RNA, 1522 nt
Organism: Rubroshorea leprosula
Lineage: Eukaryota; Viridiplantae; Streptophyta; Magnoliopsida; Malvales; Dipterocarpaceae
Source: the annotation of a GenBank genome assembly